ACCAAAACCGAUACUUCAUCGGACCAGCGUCAAACACCGACAAACGAUCACUUCAACGCAACGGACACACGGAAGCUGAGCGGAACCACACAAUGAAGAUCGCCCUGUUGAUUGCCGUCCUGGUGCCGUUGGCGGCACACGCCAAACCCGCCACAUCCAGCCUAGAUCCAACCGAUCUCGCUGAGGUCGACCUGGUGGAGGACGUUUCGCGCAUCAAACGCUCCGGUCUCGGCUCUGGCAGUGGUUCGUUCGAUCUCCUCUCGGGAUUGAAGAAGACGCUGCUGUCAGGCAUUGGUUCUGCUUCGGCGUCACUCGUCGCAGGCAGCAGCAGUUCAUCGCUCGGCUCUGGUUCGGGACACAGCAGCAGUGGAAGCAGCAGCAGCUCAGGCUACGGUUCGUCCGGACAUUCCUACGAUAAGCCGCACGAGGACACGCACUUCGAUGGCUGGUCACUGAAGAAAUCCAUCCUCAACACGCUGUUCCAGGCCGUAAAAGCGAUCACGGGAGGUGUAACUGCGAUCAAGGGUCAACUGAUCAAGGGCUCCGGAUACCUGGUGAGCGGUGCUGGCAAACUGAUCGCAUCCGGUGGUGAUGCCGUCACGGGAGUUGGCAAAAAGAUCGCCCAAUCGGCUCAUCUCAUCCCACCGAAACACGCCUCGCAUCCAUUCGCCAAACUGAGCGGUAUCCUGUCAUCCUCAUCUUCCGGUCUGUCCGGUUCAUCCUCGUCUUCGUCCUCAGGUCACCAUCAUGGCGACGCAUCCGGUGAAAGCUUCACCAGCUACGAAGGACCGACCAGCUACGGACAUGAUUCCUCCCACGGCAGCCUGAGCGGUCCAUCCGGGCCCUCGUACAUCCCACCCUCGAAGAGCUCGCACAAGUCACCCUCACUCAACUCAUACGGUUCCGAUCAUGACGACCACCAUCACCAUCACGGUGGUAGCUACGUUUCUUCCGGCAAGUACGGCCACUCGUCUGACGUAUCGCAGCACCAGCAACACUACCCGACGGCGUACAGCAAAGGUCACUCUAACGUCGUCGAGGCGUCAGACGUACUGCGACAAAUACUGAACCAGAACAUCCCCCACCAGACAACUGACCAUGGCUACCCGAAGAAGGUCAUCGCACAGUACGAGAUUCCGUCUGACUCAAAUCCACCACCAUUCAAGCCAAUCAAGACCGGGUAUCUACCACCUGCACUGUACGGUUUGCCUGCUGGCCCGAUCGACUCGGUGACACACUCGCACUCAAUCACGACCUCAUUCGGGGCAGCUGGCUUCCCAAAGUUACACCAGACAGUCGUAGAGAGUGAACCGGGGCUACCCAGCUCGUACGACAUCUACCGCUCUAUGAGCCUCAAACACACAGGACCCCGACCUGGCAAGUCUUCCAGCGAGUGGGCAGACCAUGAAGUCGGCCAUAGUGCCAGUGGGGUGUCGUACGAACUACUGCCACCGAAGACAUCCUCUGGUGAGCUCGUGCACGAACAACAGCUGCAUGAUCUUGCGAAGCACCUUGGCGGUGGGAUUGAGGUUCAGAAGUCACUCACGUACGAGAUCGCCGACCCAUCGACUGCCGGAUCACGCCUCCAUCAGAAGCGACGCUCCGAUGAGGCGACGCAGACGACGAACGAUGACAAGCAUGACGACAAUGGCGACGCAGCUUCCCAGCCGCAGAGCACCAACACGUAG
Molecule: messenger RNA, 1688 nt
Organism: Anopheles nili
Lineage: Eukaryota; Metazoa; Arthropoda; Insecta; Diptera; Culicidae
Exons: 6
Coding region: 93-1688 (531 amino acids)
Source: RefSeq, a predicted model, not a curated record